AUGGAUGAAAAAAACUCUGCAACCAUUGAAAAAGAUAGCGAUCAUUGCUUAACUGAACAUCAGCUACGGCAACCGCUAUCGAAGGCAAAAAGAAUGCCAAAUAUUAAGGUGUUCUCUGGUUCCUCACAUCGAGAUUUAUCGGAGAGGAUUUGUGAGCGAUUGCAGUUGGAUGUUGCUAAAGCAUCACUUAAAAAAUUCAGUAAUAAGGAGACGAAUGUUGAAAUAGGUGAAAGUGUUCGUGGAGAAGAUGUUUAUAUAAUUCAGAGUGCAUGUGGUGAAAUAAAUGACCAUUUGAUGGAACUUCUGAUAAUGAUAAAUGCUUGUAAGAUUGCUUCAUCAUCUCGCGUAACUGCUAUUAUUCCAUGCUUUCCUUAUGCUCGUCAAGAUAAAAAGGAUAAAUCACGUGCGCCAAUUAGUGCGAAACUUGUUGCAAAUAUGCUAUCCGUAGCAGGAGCAGAUCAUAUUAUUACAAUGGACUUACAUGCUUCUCAAAUACAGGGCUUUUUCGAUAUUCCCGUAGAUAAUCUAUAUGCAGAACCAGCAAUCCUAAAAUAUAUUAAAGAGACAAUACCAAAUUGGCAGGAAGCAGUCAUUGUAUCACCAGAUGCUGGUGGUGCGAAACGAGUAACUUCAAUUGCUGAUCGCUUAAAUGUUGAUUUUGCAUUGAUUCACAAGGAACGAAAAAGAGCCAAUGAAGUGGAAAAGAUGACACUUGUUGGUAACGUUCGUGACAGAAUUGCUUUAUUAGUUGACGAUAUGGCAGAUACAUGUGGAACGAUCUGUCUUGCUGCUGAAAAACUGGUUGAAGCAGGAGCAAGUGCCGUAUAUGCAUAUUGCGUGCACGGGAUUUUCUCAGGGCCUGCUAUACAAAGGCUGAACAAUUCAGUGUUUGAGGCAGUGGUUGUUACAAAUACAAUACCGCAAGAACAGAACAUGAAAAAAUGUUCUAAAAUUCAGUGUAUCGACAUUUCCAUGAUUCUGGCUGAAGCAAUUCGACGUACUCAUAAUGGCGAAUCAGUGUCCUAUCUUUUCUCACAUGUUCCCAUGUAA
Messenger RNA from Acanthocheilonema viteae, 1050 nucleotides. Lineage: Eukaryota; Metazoa; Nematoda; Chromadorea; Rhabditida; Onchocercidae. The record is from the annotation of a GenBank genome assembly.